This is a messenger RNA of Funneliformis caledonium, 396 nucleotides long. The record is from the annotation of a GenBank genome assembly. NCBI's taxonomy places the organism in Eukaryota, Fungi, Glomeromycota, Glomeromycetes, Glomerales, Glomeraceae.
AAUCCUUCUAAAACUGCUAAUUAUCUUAAUACCAUUGCUGAUGUUUCUACUCGAUGGAAUUUUAGUUAUCUAGCUUGUAGUAUCAAUCCUACUAUUGCAAUAAUCAUGACGAAGGUUUAUCCAUCAACUAGCUCUAUAAAUAAUUUUGAUCUUAAUAAAACUGGCGAUGCUUUUAAUGAAAUUCUAGAAUUGGAAAAAAAUGAAGAUCAAAUUCAAUUGCAAGAAAAAAUUAAAAUUAAUAUUAAUAUACCUGUUGAAACUCAAGAACUUUUUGAUCAAGUAAAAAAGAAUUUGUAUAAGAAAGAUACAGAGAAUGAAUUAUAUAAACAAUAUGAUAAUAUAAAGUUAGAUCAAUCUAAUCCUACUUCUUUACCUCCAACUCCAUCACAACAAUGA